Messenger RNA from Chlamydomonas reinhardtii, 1246 nucleotides. RefSeq lists its product as uncharacterized. The record is from RefSeq and is a predicted model, not a curated record. NCBI's taxonomy places the organism in Eukaryota, Viridiplantae, Chlorophyta, Chlorophyceae, Chlamydomonadales, Chlamydomonadaceae. The coding region runs from base 88 to 576 and encodes 162 amino acids. The transcript has a single exon.
GGAGUAAGGGCUCUGCACUUCUGCAGUGACGCCCUCAGACACUGCCGCUGCCCCAUGCCCUCCGCACACUGCAUCGCACCUCCAGUGAUGGCAGUGUGCCCCGCCUCCGCCUCCGCCUCCGCCUCCGCCUCCGCCUCCGCCUCCGCCUCCGCCUCCGCCUCCACCUCCGCCUCCGCCUCCGCCUCCGCCUCCGCCUCCGCCUCCGCCUCCGCCUCCGCCUCCGCCUCCGCCUCCGCCUCCGCCUCCGCCUCCGCCUCCGCCUCCGCCUCCGCCUCCGCCUCCGCCUCCGCCUCCGCCUCCGCCUCCGCCUCCGCCUCCGCCUCCGCCUCCGCCUCCGCCUCCGCCUCCGCCUCCGCCUCCGCCUCCGCCUCCGCCUCCGCCUCCGCCUCCGCCUCCGCCUCCGCCUCCGCCUCCGCCUCCGCCUCCGCCUCCGCCUCCGCCUCCGCCUCCGCCUCCGCCUCCGCCUCCGCCUCCGCCUCCGCCUCCGCCUCCGCCUCCGACCCGAGCAGACUGGCCGCAGUACACGGCCUACUGACGCACCGCAGUGCCAGCGGCCUCGUGCGCCAUAAGAUGUGAGGCUUUACACCUGGACGCGCCGGACCUGUCUAGGCCAAAGAAGGCAUAGCUGGCUGCAUGCACGUAGGGGCAUGUCGAGUUGCUGACGCAUAUCAGGCUCAGUCGUAGGGCACUGGGUCUGUGUCCGUCCUGGGCCCGGGGCGCAUAGGGCACCGUGCACAGGCAUGGGCGUGUUCCGCGGGGCAUGCGCGCGAAGGCCUGAUGGGAGGAUUACGGUGUGCUGGGAUGUUUUGCCCUUGCAAAGAUGAUUGAGCAUUGGGCGUUAGUAAUUGAGUGCAGCAUAAUGAGCAUGAGCAUCGCAUGGGGUCGAGGCCUCGAGGGGCAUGGCAUUGGUAGGAAGGGUGUCCUGCUGGCGUGCCAUGGCAGGCCAUGUGGUGCUGUGGGGUCGAGGGGCGCAUAGGGCACCGCGCACAGGCAUGCGCUCGAGGGCAUGCCCCGAACUCAGCCUCGGGGCAUGCAGGGUUGCAUAGUACGCGACCCUCUCUCCAUAAUACGCGUAUUAAUACAGCGUACUAGGAUUUCUAGUACAGUACGUUAAAAUACGGUGCAUAAUACGCUGGGCCACGAAAUCCGGGGGGAAAGCCGGUGCAGACACGACCCGAAUAAGUGGGAAUUUGGAUUUGCGCGGCCAUAGUCUUCUAGCGGAGUUUCCUUCAACUUAUUAUACUCA